AUGAUUGAAAAGAAAAGCGCCCAACCACCACAACUGACCUACACCCAAGCCAAUGGCUUUCCAUACACUCACCAUCCAUACGGUGCGCAAUAUUCGCGCCCUGAUGGUCCCUUGUUGUUGCAAGAUGUACACCUAGUGGAGUCGCUCGCGCAUUUCGACCGUGAAAGAAUUCCUGAACGUGUCGUGCAUGCCAAGGGAGGUGGCUGCCGUUUCGAGUUCGAGGUUACAGACUCUUUGUCGGAUAUAACGUUUGCUGCCCCUUACCAGAAACCAGGCUACAAGUGCCCGGGUAUGGUGCGUUACUCUACCGUGGGAGGUGAGGCAGGAACUCCUGACACUGCACGUGACCCUCGCGGGAUGUCGUUCAAGUUCUACACAGAAUGGGGUAACCACGACUGGGUGUUCAACAACACACCUAUUUUCUUCAUUCGUGAUGCCAACAAGUUCCCACAUUUUAUCCACACGCAGAAGCGUUAUCCUCGUUCCCAUUUGAAUCAUGGUAAUGAUAGUUCCAUGUAUUGGGACUACCUGACCCAAAACCUGGAAUCUAUGCACCAAAUUGUGUAUAUGUUUGGCGACAGGGGUACCCCGGCCAGCUGGGCCAACAUGAGCGGAUACUCUGGCCAUACCUUCAAGUUUUUCAACGAGAAGGGCGAUUUAACUUAUGUCCAAAUCCAUGUGAGACCUGAAGGUGGUGUCAAGUGUCUCAACAAUGAGGAAGCUGCCGAACUGGGUGGUAAAAAUCCAGACCACAAUCAAAAAGACAUGUUUGACACUUUGGAAAGGGGCGAGCGUCCGGUCUACAACUGCUAUGUACAGACAAUGACUCCCAAGCAGGCGGAGGCGUUCCGCUACUCAGUUAAUGAUUUGACCAAGGUUUGGCCUCAUAAGGAGUUUCCAUUGCGUAAGUUUGGUAAGAUCACCUUGACAGAAAACGUGGACAACUACUUUGAAGAAAUUGAGCAGAUUGCUUUCAGCCCUAGCAACACUUGUAUCCCUGGUAUCGAGCCUUCUAAUGAUUCUGUCUUGCAAUCUAGAUUGUUCUCUUAUCCUGAUACGCAGCGUCACAGACUUGGUGCUAAUUAUUCUCAAUUGCCCGUCAACAGUCCUAGAAACAUGUGUCCUGUUUCUGCAGGUAGCUCUGGCUGUCCAUUUUUAAUGGGCAACUUCCAAAGAGAUGGCCCAGGUGCCUUAUACAACCAAGGAUCUUAUCCAAACUAUAUCUCAACCCAGGACGAGCAAAGGGCGCAGUUCAAAAACCUAAAUGACGACAAAGCGUGUCCAAACAAAUUCGCAGGUGUUGUAACCAAGGAGAACUCGGACGCUGCCUUGAAAUCCCAAGAAGAGGUCAAGCAGCAUAAUGAAAUCGUGGACUCCAAGAUCAAUGAGUACUAUUGGGUUACCGGCUGUUCCCCACUAGACCUGGAACAGCCAAGAGCCCUUUACGAGAAGGUCUAUGAUGAUGCCGCAAAAGAAAGAUUUGUUCACAACGUCGUGGGCCAUGUCAGCACUGCUGCUGCUCCGAUUCAAACCAAGGUCACUCAGUACUUUGGGCUUUUGAACAAAGAUUUGGGUGCCGCAAUUGCCAAGGGCUUAGGUGUUAAAUACGAACCUCUAUCCUUUGACGAAUACGCCAAGUCCACAAGCCUAGCUUCUGCUUUUUAA
Molecule: messenger RNA, 1665 nt
Organism: Lachancea dasiensis
Lineage: Eukaryota; Fungi; Ascomycota; Saccharomycetes; Saccharomycetales; Saccharomycetaceae
Source: the annotation of a GenBank genome assembly